Messenger RNA from Exserohilum turcica Et28A, 1878 nucleotides. RefSeq lists its product as uncharacterized. The record is from RefSeq and is a predicted model, not a curated record. NCBI's taxonomy places the organism in Eukaryota, Fungi, Ascomycota, Dothideomycetes, Pleosporales, Pleosporaceae. The coding region runs from base 1 to 1878 and encodes 625 amino acids. The transcript has 5 exons.
AUGCAGCACCUGAGCCAGCGACUCGAGCAGCUUGAGAAGCAUGUGGGCGGUGCGAGUGAUGAAAAUUCGCCGUCUGCACCCCACAUGACGCCAAAGGCAGAAGAAGCCACUGAAAGACGUACGCCUGUGCCGUCUCCCGAAGCCUCGCUUACCGUGGCUGAUGGCCAGGAAUCGUGGAUCUAUCGGCUUGCCACAGAUGCUCGCCGUAGCUUUCAGACUCAAGCCACUCCCGUCAACACGCCAGCGCGAAGCAUCGACAAUGCCAUGCUGUCGCUCAACGAAGCUCUCGAGGAUCUCGGGAGAUUCAGAGUACGUACCAAAGCUAUAAACGUCGAUUUGGAAAUCUCGCCCGAACAAGCGCGAGAGUGUGUAGACCGCUUCCCCACCACGGUAAACUCAAUGAUCGUUCCAGAUGCGCUUAUGAGCUCUAUGGUUGAUAUGAGCGUCCUGCGAGCACUCCCGGACAUCAUUAAUUCUCCCUAUGUCGCCAUUGAUCCUGGAGUGCGUGUCAUGUACUACAAUGCGCUGUACUACGGACUGCGUGAAACCAACGGCCCCGGACAUGAUUUGACUGUGAAAGCGUACCUGAAGGUCCUUGAGAGUGUACCAGCAUGGCUCGAGUCUCCAAGACAAACCAAUAUGGAUGGCCUCACAGCCACCCUCACAGCUUGGACGUCGAAUACCAUGCACGACUAUCAGCUUGCUUGGAAGUUUCAUUGCAAGUCAUGUCAAUACAUCAUAUCCAAGGGCAUGGACCAAAUUGAUGCUACCCCGGCAAGAUCUUUUGCGGAAGAGGAGGAAAGGGAUCCUGCCCGAUAUCUGUACUGGCAUGCCCUGUGCACUGAUGUCUUACUGCGCUUGGUCUAUGGGAAGCCAAAGGUCUUAAAAUGGGUACCUGGUAAAGUUCGACCGCCGUUCACCUUCCGUUUGGACAAUAUGCAGCCAUCGGCAAUGAUGGUCACAAUUGGCGUCGUGUGGAUACGAUACACGUUUUUGACCGAUGAACUGAUUAGCUACGUCGACAGCCACGCAUCCUUUAGCUCGCCAGAAGACCUCUUUCAGAAGACGGAUGAGUGCUGCAGAAAACUCGAGGAACUCAUAGCUGAAUGGAGACUUGAACAGCUCAUGAACGACACAGAUACGUUGGAUGAUCACCGAUGUAUGCUUGCAGAUCAUAUCAUGAAUAUGUUAGCAUACAUGAUUGGUAUGCAGAGGCUAGUUCAUACAGCCGUACGGAAUUCCGCGACAGCAGGCAAGCCCAGUCCAUUCGCUGUCCGUGCUGCUCGAAAAGUCUCCAGCAUCAUCCUCAUCUUCCACAAUGACCCCGCUAUGAAGGCCAAGUCGAUGAGUUCAACCAACCAUUUCAUUACCAUGUAUCCUUUUUGUGUGGUGUUCACGCUCUACGAACACAUCCUUGCUUGCGGAAACCCGGACGAUUGCGAAAGUGACAUUCAAACGCUCGAGAGCAUUGGUGUCGCCAUGAACGAGGCAUGCGCACAACGCCGAGACUUGGUGCCUUUUGCAAAAACCGUAGACGCAUUGAACAGGGUAUCGCGGACACUACAAGAAGAGAGACGCAAGGUGACAGUACCGAAUCUGAUGGGAGAGCCGGGAUAUAACACUAACCCAAGUGUUGAAUUGGCGCCGACGAGCUUCGAUACCAUCCAGAAUCUCGUUGCGACCGAGUUGCCAGACUUUGAUAUGUCGGCCUUCUCCAUGCCUGAAUAUCCCCCUGACACGGAUUUCGACUUUCAAUCGCUCGGACUAUUUAGGGCAUUGGAAAACGACUUUGUUGCGCGAAAUUGGCAGACUGAUUGGUGGGAUUUGGGCGGUGGUGUGAGUGACGGGCUGGGCCAGACACCCGGAAGGUAUCCAUAA